This is a messenger RNA of Pipistrellus nathusii (Nathusius's pipistrelle), 942 nucleotides long. Lineage: Eukaryota; Metazoa; Chordata; Mammalia; Chiroptera; Vespertilionidae. The record is from the annotation of a GenBank genome assembly.
AUGGAGGUGGGAUCCUGGAAAGGUUCUGGACUCCCCUCGCGACCCCCUCAGUUACCCUCUUUGGUCACUGGACCAUCCCUGGACACAGCUCGUGCUCAUAUGCUGGCCUUGGGGCCACAGCGGCUACUGGCCCAAGACGAGGAGGGAGACACGUUCCUGCACCUAUUCGCAGCUCGGGGGCUGCGUUGGGCAGCAUACGCUGCAGCUGAGGUGCUCCAAAAGUAUAGACAUCUGGACAUUCGUGAGCAUAAGGGCAAGACUCCUCUCCUGGUGGCUGCUGCUGCCAACCAGCCUCUGAUUGUGGAGGAUCUACUGAACCUGGGAGCGGAGCCUAAUGCUACUGACCAUCAGGGACGUUCUGUCUUGCAUGUGGCUGCUACCUAUGGCCUCCCAGGAGUCCUCUCGGCUGUGAUUAACUCAGGGGUUCGGGUUGACUUGGAAGCCAGAGACUUUGAGGGACUCACCCCCCUCCAUACAGCCAUCCUGGCUCUCAACGUUGCUAUGGUUUCACCUGACCCCUGUCCCCGGGUGCUGAGUAUUCAGGCCCGAGACCGGCUGUCUUGCGUCCAAAUGUUGCUGCAUAUGGGUGCUGACCACACCAGCCAGGAGAUCAAGAGCAACAAGACUGUUCUGCAUUUGGCUGUGCAGGCCGCCAACACCGUCCUAGUUCAGCUGCUGCUGGAGCUGCCACAGGGAGACCUGAGGGCCUUUGUCAACAUGAAGGCCCAUGGGAACACAGCCCUCCACAUGGCAGCUGCCCUGCCUCCUGGGCCACACCAGGAGGCCAUAGUGCGUCACCUGUUGGCAGCCGGGGCAGAUCCAGCACUCAGAAACCUGGAGAAUGAGCAGCCCAUCCACUUGUUGCGGCCUGGGCCGGGCCCUGAGGGGCUCCGGCAGCUGUUGAAGAGGAGCCGCGUGGCACCCCAAGGCCUGUCCUCUUAG